UUGAUGACAUUCCAAUAGUUGACAGUAAAGUAAUGUACAUUUUCAAGUGACGAAACUAGAUGAAACACUUUCAUACCCGCUACAACUUAUCAUGAAGGUAUAUUUUUCCCGAACAAAAUUCAAGUCAUGUCGGACAACAGGGUGCAGAAACUCCUCUUUUCCGAAUACUGCGACUUCGAGGACAUGGUACUGAUAGAAAGCCCGUUCGCUCAAACAACAAAGGACGGGAUAGGCAUCCGUCAAGUACAUUUGGGCCUAACCCCGUCGAAGCUGGUCCUAGCUACGGACGUCUUGCCACCAGUCGAAUACGUCAAUUUCAGUUACUUCCCAGGCAUCGAUCCAGAGAUAGAGACCUUCGAGCUCAUCGCUAUAUAUCCAGUAGAAUGCGUGAAUCUUAGCGUCUACAGGACGAAGAGGACCCAAGCGCUCAAAGCGAGGUUCUGCAACAACAAAGUGCUGUACUUUGAGCUAGGCGGGUUCGAGAAACGUGCUAUGUUCUGGAAUCUAUGGUGCGAAAGAGUCAAGUUCCUUUGUCCCGGCGAAAGUGGGUCUUCUCGCUCUGAGACCUCUGUUGGUACUUCCAGCACAGGUAGCACAUUGUACUUGUUGGAUAAGAAGUUCGUAGCUGUGAAUGGUAUCAAGCAGCUCUGGUGUAAGUUUGGACCUAACUCGAUGUAUGACACCAACUCUCUCAAUGACACCGUCAACUCCCAGAUCAAGUUGAGGAAUAAGUGGACAGAUAGAAACCUAUAUCUUGGCAAGAAUUUCGAAAAUUCUGAGUAUCAGCCCGGUGUUGACUCUCUAGCCGGAAGAGAGUUUGGAAAAGCUCCUGUUAGUUCAAAGGCAAUGUCGAAAUCGAAAUAUCAAGAAAUUGUUACCUACGUGGAGGAAAAACAUCUUGGAUUUGGGGAUUUGGUUCAGGUCAAUCGUUUUGGUUCAGGCGUAAACGAAGGAUGUCAUGCCCCGCUCUACCUCACUGUAGAUGAAUAUCUAGUUCCACGACCUUAUAGCCGACAUCUAGAAGUAUCUCCAACUCCUAGUUCAACUUCUGUACUCAACUACGAACACUUAGCAGAAACCGCUGUAUUAUCUUGGGAGUUCUACAGAGUAGCUGAUCCAGAAAAAUACAAAUUGAAACAUAGAAGACGGUAUGGUUUAGCAACGCAACCGUCAUUUCUCUACGGCUUCGGCUCAUGGGACACCUCUAAAGCUGCCAAAUACUCUUUGCAGCUCAAGAGAGCUGUAUCCUGGGUUGAUUUGAGGACGCCAUGCAAAGAACCAGAAAUCAAGCUGCAUCUACUCAAAAAACAGUUGACCUCCUCUCCGUCUUUCCAAUUCCUAAACACCGACAAUAUUGGACUGCUCAGUCCACAAAAAGUACCCGUUACAUUCUUUUGGACCCCCGGAUACAGAUACAGGCCGUGUUCAGUUAGAGAAGCUUACGAGGAGAAACUACUGCAACUGAAGAAAAUAACGCAAUAUCACGAGGCCUGCACCAAACGCAAGAGGAAAAAAUGUAGCAGAAGGUUCCUGAAGAAAUUCUACCAUAGUCAAAACAAAGGACAUAAAUCGGAUACGGAUGACGACUCAAACGAUGAACCUUUUCGGAAGAAAAGUAGAAAGAAAAAAUACGGGUUUAUCUACAAUAUGUUCAACAGUAGGAUAGGAGAGGUAUCUGAUUUGCAGACCAAGAGGAAACCUCAAGAGACACCUUUUCAGUGCCUGAAAAGGAUAUUGAAGGUCGACAGGAGCCUCAAUGCCUGGGAUUUCGAUUCUACUACUCUAGCAGAACAACUGACUAUGAUAGACAAGGAUUUGUUCUUGAAAGUCGGGUCAGUGGAAUUGGAAGCUCUCUUAUGGUACAGAUCUGCGAAGCACGCUCCAAAUAUCGCAGCCAUUUUGACUUUCUCCCAAAGGAUUAGUAGCCUUCUGGCCACUGAGGUGCUGAAGAACGAUUCGGAAAAGAGUAGGGCCAGAUUGGUGGCGAGGUUUAUUAAUGUAGCGAAUAAGUGUCAUAGGAUGUCAAAUUUCCAUACGUGUAAGACUGUACUGAGCGGACUGCAGAGUCCUGCUGUAUAUAGGUUGAGGAGGACUUGGGCUUACGUCAGGAAAAAACAUUCUAGCAAGUAUCAAAAUUUCGAGUCUCUUUGUAGGUUUUAUCGUGAUCCUAGGUUAGCUACUUAUCAGAAAACUUUUUUCAUAGUUUCACAAAAUUAUCCUUUCUUGCCUUACAUAGGAGAUAUAUUUAGUAGACUGCUGGGUAAGAUUCCUGAAUAUCAGGCACCAACUUACAGGCUAUCUUUGGCUAGGAUACCUAGUACUGAAACGACUAAAUCUUAUUGGUCCAAAACUUCGGAGUUUGUUGAGGAUGUUAUCAAAUACCCGAGCUUCAUGAGUAAAUUACUCAAAGUAUUUUCGAUUUCUGACCCUUUGACGCCAACGAAAACAAGAAAAUCGAUCAAAAAGGCACCACAUAGGAAAGCUCUGAAGUUCAAAGGUCUUUAUGAAUAUUAUACACCGUUUGGUUAUUAUGAAGAUAAUAGGUUGAGAAAUUUAGCAGAAACCAAAUUGUUCUUAGAAAGGUGUCAACUAGGUGCUAUGAAUUAUAAUUUUGUAGUGAAUGAAUUAGCUAAAAGUUACUUGCUCAAGGCGAGGUAUCAAGAGGACAAAUCAAAUUUUUAUAGUUCUUUUAGUGUAGAAUCUCCGCGUAAUUGUUACGAACUAAACAAAAAUAUAUAAAAUACAAAAAUGUA
This is a messenger RNA of Phaedon cochleariae (mustard beetle), 2753 nucleotides long. The record is from the annotation of a GenBank genome assembly. Lineage: Eukaryota; Metazoa; Arthropoda; Insecta; Coleoptera; Chrysomelidae.